AUGAUUCCAUUAAAUCAACCACCAGUGACUACUGAAAAUCACAUAAUACGAGGAGACCCAGCAGCACGUAGAUUUGGACUUGUUUUGUUUGGAACAUUAGCUCUUAUUACAAUAGGAGCUGGUCUCGGUAUUGGACUUGGAAAUAUAGCUCAUUACCGUUACUUUAGUCCAUAUACUCAGACGGCGCUUAAUUAUACUCUACUUAGACAGCUAAUAUGA
This is a messenger RNA of Rotaria socialis, 219 nucleotides long. The record is from the annotation of a GenBank genome assembly. NCBI's taxonomy places the organism in Eukaryota, Metazoa, Rotifera, Eurotatoria, Philodinida, Philodinidae.